Gamsiella multidivaricata is the source of this 1131-nucleotide messenger RNA. RefSeq names its product glycoside hydrolase superfamily. Gene Ontology annotation, molecular function: hydrolase activity, hydrolyzing O-glycosyl compounds. The coding region runs from base 85 to 924 and encodes 279 amino acids. Gene Ontology annotation, biological process: carbohydrate metabolic process. The transcript is spliced from 2 exons. NCBI's taxonomy places the organism in Eukaryota, Fungi, Mortierellomycota, Mortierellomycetes, Mortierellales, Mortierellaceae. The record is from RefSeq and is a predicted model, not a curated record.
UGUUCACCUCUUUUUUCAGUGGUCACCCCGAACGGCACGGUCGUCCCCAACACCAAUUACCCACUCAAGCGGGUCUUCUACGGGAUGGCCUACGUGCCCAUGAACGCCCAGCUCCCGGACUGCUACAACACUCAACAGACCGUGGACGACGAACUCCAGCUCCUGGUCCAGACCACCCGACGGGUACGUCUCUACGGCACGGACUGUCAUGUCCUCCAGUACACACUCGAUGCGAUCCAACGGCUAAAAUUGGAUCUAAAGGUCGUCGUGGGUAUCUGGAUCGAUCAGGAUAAUACGACGUAUACACGUCAACGGGAUGAAUUCUUCAAUGUGGUAACAACCUAUGGCUGGAACGACAUCAUCGGAGUGAGUGUCGGAAACGAGGUGAUGUUCGAUAGUUACCAGCCGCUCGAGGUCCUGAUGGCCCAUGUGACAGAAGUCAAACAGAAGGUCGUCAGUCUGGGACACCCAGAGAUCCCAGUGUUCACAUCGGAUCUGGAGAGUGCGAAUCGACCGCCGUUGACGACGAUCGAGGAUCGGGCAGGAGUGAAUUUGCAUCCGUUCUUUGCGGGCGUGCCCGUUGAGGAUGCGGCGGCUUGGUUCUGGAAGUAUCUGGUGGACGUGACCAAUAACGUGAAUGCGGACAAUGCCACACCGAUCGAGCUCUGGAUCACGGAGGUGGGCUGGCCGACCUUCCCGACCGGCUCUAACACCAACGCAUCGAUCCCCUCGAUCCCGAAUUUGCAGACCUUUGUCGACACCUGGCUAUGCGACGCGAACGCAAAGGGAACUCCCUAUUACUUCUUUGAGUUCUUUGAUGCGCCCUGGAAGAUCUGGCCCGGCUCGGCCAUCGAGGGCUUCUGGGGUCUCUUGACCAUCGACAAGAAACUCAAGAUCAAGCUGCCGGAUUGUCUUGCCAGCUAAAAAAAAAAAAAAAAAAAAAAAAAAAAACGGGAAACGCAAAUUGCGACCCGCUCUUUUUUUUUUUCUUUUUUCUUUCCUUUUUCUUUUUAUAAAUGUUCGCAUGUUCGCAGAUAUCCCGCUUAGCACUUCAUAAUAACAAGGUCUUUCUUCCAGUCCCUUUUAUCGCCAUCAUACAACCCACGAAAUAAUAAGCAUCGCAAACCUCCU